AUAAUUUUAAAGAAUUGACUUUACCCUAUUACACAUACUUAAACCCAAACUGUAAACCCUUGCAUCUCACUCUUCCUUCCGAUCCAAAAACCCCAACGCCACCGCCAUGUCCCUUAUAGCAGGCUCCUACGAACGUUUCAUUUGGGGUUUCAAACUAAAACCCUUAACCCACGACCCUUCUUCUCAAUCCCUUGCUCUUACCCAACUCUUCUCCUACCCGUCCCACAUCGCCCCCAUAACCACCGUAGCCGCCGCCGGUCCGGCCGCUGCAUCCGGCUCCUCCGAUGAUACCAUCCACAUCUACGACCUCUCCUCCGCCGCUUCCCUUGGUCCUCUUCACCACUUUUCCUCUUCCAUCACUUCCCUCUCCUUCUACUCCCCUCCGAACCUGUCCUUCCCUCGCAACCUCAUCUCGGCGUCUGCUGAUGGCUCCAUCUCCAUCUUUGACACCGAACCCUUUGUUCUUCUCAAGUCCUUCAGGUCCCAUAAAAAGGGUAUCAAUGAUUUGGCUGUUCAUCCUUCUGGGAAGCUUGCUUUGAGUGUUUCGCGUGAUGGGUGUUUGGCUAUGUCGAAUUUGAUGAGAGGGAAAAGGAGCUUUUGUUGUAGGUUGGGAAAAGAAGCGACGAUCGUUAAAUUUGAUGGCAGUGGAGAGAGGUUUUUUAUGGUUUCUGAGGAGAAAAUUGGAGUUCAUUUGGCUGAAGAUGCUAGGUUGUUGUUUGAGUUGGAGAAUGAAAAACGAGUUCUUUGUGCUGCUCCUGGAGAGAGUGGAAUUUUAUAUACUGGUGGUGAGAGCCGUAGUAUUACAGCAUGGGACACAAACAGUGGUAAGGUUGCUUAUUGCAUUGAGGAUGCACAUUCUACCCGUGUAAAAGGAAUUGUUGUGCUGACCAAAGAUGGCGGUGUUGAUGAUGAUCCAUAUUUAGUGGCAUCUGCAUCAUCUGAUGGAUUUAUACGUGCUUGGGAUGUUCGCAUGGCCAUCAAGGGGAAGCCAAAUCCAUUGGCUGAGGCUAAUACAAAGUCCAGGCUGACUUGUCUUGCUGGAUCAUCUGUCAAAUCUUCUAAACGACCACAGAUUGGGAAUAGUGCUCCUAAGGAAGAGGAGGAUGUGGCAGAAGAAGUAUAACAAAUUGUGCAAGUGAACUUGACCACAUAGAGGGGGUUUAAGACAAGUUGUGUAAGUGAACUUGACCACACAGAAGCGGUUUAAGAGUUCUCUCAUGGUUGCUGAAAAGCUCCUGUCAGUAUUGGGCCUUUUUGAUCCAACGAAUUAAUUUUGACAAUUCAUCAUUCUGUUCAUAUUGAUUUUGAAUCUUAUGUUGUAUCAUUUUAAUUUUAGCUAAACCUUAUAAGCAAAUUUUCCAUUAUUUAUAUGCA
Durio zibethinus is the source of this 1374-nucleotide messenger RNA. RefSeq lists its product as uncharacterized. The record is from RefSeq and is a predicted model, not a curated record. Lineage: Eukaryota; Viridiplantae; Streptophyta; Magnoliopsida; Malvales; Malvaceae. Gene Ontology annotation, molecular function: protein binding.